CUGCAGGCAAAGGUUCCGAUGCGUCUGUUUGUAGUGCUGAGUGUUUGUGUGGCUUUGGCAUCCGCCGGAGGUUACGGCGGUGGUGGAGGAGGAGGCGGAGGAGGAGGUGGUGCUGGAGGACAUGCCGCGUCCUCUGCUUCGGCAUCCGCUUCGGCCGGAGCAUUUGGCGGCGGCGACAGUGGCGGUGGCGGUAAAUUCGGAGGAGGACAUGGAUCCGGCGGUCCCGGCUCCGGAGGUCACGGAGGUGGCGGUUUCGGCCCUGGAGGAGAUUACGGAGGUGGCCUAGAUGGCGGAUUCGGCGGUGGAUCUGCUGGAGCCUCGUCCAAUGGUCUUUCGGGCGGAGCUAUUGGAGGUCCAUUCGGAGGAGGCGGUCAUUCCGGCGGUGGCGUUAUUUCCGGCGGAGGAGGAGGCGGACAUUCUGUAGGAGGUGGUUCCUUUGGCGGUGGCCAUUCCGGCGGAGGAGGCGGACCUGGCUUCGGUUCAGGAGGAUUAAUUGGCGGAGGAGGUGGAGGUGGUCAUUCCGGAGGCGGAGGAGGUGUUCCAGGAUUCGGCCCAGGUGGAUCAAUCGGCGGAGGAGGUGGAGGUGGUCAUUCAGGAGGCGGAGGAGGAGGUCCUGGAUAUGGAUCAGGUGGACUAAUCGGUGGAGGAGGUGGACAUUCCGGAGGAGGAGGUCCUGGAUUCGGAUCAGGUGGAGGUCACGGCGGCAGCUCUGCUUCAUCUUCGGCCGGAUCAAUUGGUGGCGGUCAUGGAUCUGGAACGCCAGGAGGUGGUUAUGGAGGAGGCGGACUCAUUGGAGGAGGUCCCGGAUUCGGUCCAGGUGGCGGAAUCGGAGGAGGUAGUCACUCAGGAGGAGGUGGAGGCUUUGGCCCCGGAUUCGGAGGUGGAGCCGGUGGCGGUCACUUUGGAGGUGGUCUCAGUGGUCACAAGCAAGGCGGCCAUGGAGGCGGUGGUGGAUACAAGGGCGGAUCUGGAGGAGGUGGCGGAUACGGCGGCGGCGGCGGUGGUGGUGGUGGUGGCUACGGAGGAAGGCCUGGAGGUGGCGGCGGAUAUGGAGGUGGUGCCAGCUCGAGCGCCUCUGCUUCGGCCAGUGCUUCGGCGGGUAGUGGCGGUGGCUACCACGGCUAGUGCUAUUUCCCCUAAACCGUAAAAACCUGCAAUUGCCCAAAUCGCUUGAAAGUAUUACCCACGAUUUCAAUAAAAUGGUUCAUUUUUGUAUACCAAAAGUGCCUUUAAUUAAAAAAAUUGCAUAAUA
Molecule: messenger RNA, 1252 nt
Organism: Drosophila elegans
Lineage: Eukaryota; Metazoa; Arthropoda; Insecta; Diptera; Drosophilidae
Product: glycine-rich cell wall structural protein 1.8
Exons: 1
Coding region: 19-1125 (368 amino acids)
Source: RefSeq, a predicted model, not a curated record